Silurus meridionalis is the source of this 3034-nucleotide messenger RNA. RefSeq names its product centrosomal protein 83 (gene cep83). Gene Ontology annotation, cellular component: centrosome. The record is from RefSeq and is a predicted model, not a curated record. Lineage: Eukaryota; Metazoa; Chordata; Actinopteri; Siluriformes; Siluridae. Bases 84 to 2210 code for a protein of 708 amino acids. The transcript has 16 exons.
GUUCGCACGGAGGGACUUCGGACUACACCGGAAGUUCCGGGUUUCGGAGGAUGGGGCAGAGGGUUGGAGUGUAAACAGAAACGAUGGACGGUGGAGUAAAUUUCUCAGCCAUGUUUCCAAACUUGGAGGCUGGUGGAAGUGGAAAAGCCCAGGAAGUAAGUGCAGGGUUCCGCAGCUUGGACACAGAGCUCCAGAAGAUGCUGAUUGAUGAAAGGAUGCGCUGUGAGAACCACAAAACCAACUACCAGACACUUAAAGCAGAGCACACAAGACUGCAGGGUGAGUAUACACAGUCCCAGGCUGAACUCAGAAGGAUGCUGAGUGAGAAGCAGGUUGGUCAGGAGAAGCUGCAGCUGCUCCUGGCAGGGCUAAGAGGAGAAGUGCUGGAUAAGACCCGGGAGCUCGAGGAGCUUCGAUUACAGGUGAUAACACCUCAGCGGUUGGAGUUAUUAAAAGCCCAGCUGCAGCAGGAGAUGGAAGUUCCUAUUAAGGAGCGCUUUAAUAAGCUAGAGGAGGAAGCUGAGAAAUACAGAUCUGAAUACAAUAAGUUGCGCUAUGACUUCACCUUUCUCAAAUCUGAGUUUGAUCACCAGCGAGAGGAGCAUGAGCGGGUUUUGGAGGAGCAGCGGAUACGUUACAGUGCGGAUCUGGCUCUCUUGGAAAGGGAGAAGGAGAAGCUGAGUGCACAGCUGCAGAGUGGAGAUUGUGUGACCGAUGGGAAGCGUGUGGAAGCUCUGCUGAGAGAAAAGGCGCAGCUACAUCAGAGGCUCUGCAGCCUCGAGGCCGAGGUGGCGGAGCUCCGAGCGGAGAGAGACAGCACAGGAGCACAGGCAGAAAACACACAACGCAUCCAGCUCCGCCAGCUGGCCGAGUCCCAGACUGCACUCAAGACCCUGGAGUCGGAGAAGCAGUCCGUGUGCCUGCAGUUAGAUCGAGUGGAGAAGGAGCUGCGCUCGAGCCACGAGCAGCACAUCGUCCUCACGGGCAAACUGCACAAGGCCGAGAGGGAAAUACAUGCCCUGAACAGUCAGGUUGAAGAAAUUAAACACGCCCAUAGGCUGGAACUGGCUAAUGUUAAGAUGGAGUUUCUGAAAGCCAGAGGAGAACUGGAAAGAGAACGAGACAAACUGCAGACUCAAGUGGAGAGUCUGCAGUCUGAUAUUGAAGUUUUGACCGCAGCGGGUGAGAGGAGUAAAGAGUUGUUGUCGGAAAAAGAGCAGGAAAUGGUGCUUAAGAUACAGGAAGCUAGAGAAGAAGAGAUGCGGAAAAUUGCUGUGCUUCAGGAGGAGAAGUUGGACAUGGAGAAUCGUGUCUCUGAGCUGGAGCAGCAGAAGGCUCUGCAGGAAGCAACCGGAAACUCUAAGAACGAGGAAUUUGAGGAUCGUCUCCGUAGAGCAUUUCUUGGGGAAGAAUCUGCACGUAAAGAGCUGCAAAAUAUCAAAGCGAAACUGCAGCAGCAGACACAGCAGUUAGAGGAUCUGGAAAGACAAAAGGCAGAGAACACGGAGUUGAGAAGACAUAAUGCGGAGCUAAACGUGCAAGUCAGCACUCUGUCAUAUUCAGAGCAUGAGCUGAUGGACACCAACGCAAGGCUGAGGGAGAGUCUGGAAAGAGUGAGAGAAGAGUUGCGAAAUGCUCGCACACAAACUGAGAGGAUUCAGCAAGAAACUGAAAGGCUUGAAGAGGAAAGACGUGUGGAAUGGUUGGAGGAAAAACAUAAACUUCAGGAAAGAGAGGCAGAACUGCAGGAGAAGUACAGCCAAGCCAAACAACGCAUGCAAAAAGCUGCACUCGCCCAAAAAAAGAGAAAGACUCUAACUGAGGCUAAGGAGAAGAAACUGCAGGAUAAAUUACAGCUUCUGGAAGCCAAGAUAGAGGAACUGGAAAUUGAGAGUUCUGUGGCCAAAAAAAAUCCCUCGUUUGCAGAGGAGCAUGCUCAACUUUGUAGACGUCUAAGCGAGCUGCAGAGGAGACACAAGGAGUUUCGGCAGCUGCUGAUGGGAAACCACACGCUCUCAAUGUCUUUACCCAACGCUUUAUUCAUUACAGGACCUGAGGGCAGCUUCAAAAACCCACAGGAGGAGCAGCACAUGCGGGAGUUAUCAGGGCUACAGAGGAGACUGGAGGAACUAGAGAAUAGUCAACAGCAACAGCUGCAAGAACUGACUCCUCCUCUGGAUCGAGACAGAGAAAAAGACAGCAACUCAUGACAGCCUGGCUGACCUCUGACCUUUCACGCUUUUGAGACUGGAGCCGUCAUAAUAUUGUGCCAAGUUAAAUGUGGGUCCAUUUGUUGUUUUGUAAAAAACCUUUUGUGUUUAGAACAUAGAUGAAAUCUUUCGUCUUCCUGAUUCUGAUCCAAACAAUAUAUUAGCUUUAAAAUUGUUGAAUAGACGUUAAUGAACAUAUUUUAGGUUCAUGCAAACUCUUUAGCUAAAGCAACACUACAGGCUCAGAAAUAUCUUACCUACAUUAAAUCUGCACUCAUGAGUUUUUUUAAUUAGGUUGUAAAUUUAUUAGUAAAUCUCUGAAGGAGGAGACCGAACAAGCAGUUUCAUCUUACAACAGCCAGUUACUGAAUUACUUCUCAAAUUAUUCUACCUUUCCGUGACCCUCUGUCAGGGGGAGGUGGUAGCUAAAUGGUUCAGGCUUUGGAUCGGAAGGUUGUGAGUUCAAAUCUCAGCUACACCAUGCUGCCCCUCCUGGGCCCCUGAGCAAGGCCCUUAAAUCCCAUACUUAGUUGUAUGAAUGAGAUAAAAUAUGUUAGUGGCUCUGGAUAAGGGCCUCUGUCAAAUACUGUACAUUGUGUUCAUUCAGGAGAUGAUAGUGUUCAUUGGUGCUACUCCAUUGGUUUAUAUACAGUUGUGUGCGUUAACGUACAAAAAUAAUGUAAUGUUCAUGUAAUUUUACUUUUUUAAAGCAUUCAGUCGAGAUGUGACUGAAGUGCAGCCCAGACACCUGAACUCGUACAGGACCCGACACAAACGUGUGCGGGUUGCAGGAGAAUAAAUAUUUUCGCAGGACUCUGCGAAAA